GCAAGAUUUUGAUCCUCCCACCAAUUAAAUGUCAUCGACAGACUCGCACAUCAAUUUUCUGAUCUCCCGGCACAGGUUUGGUGUAUCAAUAUUUGUCUGUAGUCCGUGUUUGCACAAGGUGUUCCAAGGUUUUUCAUGGUCGACCCAGUAACUCUGCUUUUCCACGCAAAUCCAGUACCGCUUUUCAUAUAGAUCAAAUUUGAGUUUUUCAUCACCGUAAAAAUCAUUGAUUAGGAAGCAUCUGCCUGUUCAGUUUCAUGUCCUUGAAGUUUCUGAUACAGUCACCCUCCUGAACAUCUUGAAGUGUAGUUUAUGAUGUCAGAUGAAUUGACAUCCCUGUGUUUCUUUGUGAAAGUUUUCUCGACAAUUAUACCUCGUAUCGUUGAGUUUGCCAGUAUAUUUUCUUAGCAUUGCUGUCUUCAAGAAGGUGAAAAAUGAUUUGUUCCCAUGUGACUAAGUGAAUGAGAUAGAAGAACAAAGCUCAAACUACUCCCCACAUUUGACCAGUGCACGAUUGUGAGGGUGAAAGGAAGCCUGGGUCUAAUUAUCUGGUGAUAAAACAAAGUUUACUGUUGACACAAGUGAGUGGAACACCUGUUCUGCUGGCUGAAAAUUGUCAUUGACUUGCCUCUUCCUCUCUCCACUGGAAAACAUGUUGGAUUUCGCGGCACCUUUCGUAAUAAUGUGGCGAUGCUUCGAGUAUUGCUGCCCGUGUUUUGCCUCAAAACCUUACGAUGAGCAAAAUGUGAAGUCAGGCCUUUUACCAAACAUCACCGCUGCCUCACAUGAUUCAGAUCUGUACACAGUUCACAAAAUUUCAAGUUUUGGAAGAGACACAUCUCAAGAUGCCCAUUCAGCCACAAGCUCAGUAUGCGAUGAAACAGAGUUGCAGUCAGCGCAGAUUGCUUCUUUAGGCAUCAGCAAACUUAAAUCAGGUGGCGGAGAAGGGGACACGGACGGCGAUACCCCUCCAGCCAAACAGAAAGGAAAGUGGGGCAAGGCUGUCACCAAACUCCAUGGACGGGUCAAUCGUAAACCGAAUAAGAAUCAACCUGCUUCCUUGGCCAACAUUAGUAUGAUGAUGGUCCCGCCCAUGAUAGCUUCCACACCAGACCUUGCAAUAACUUGCGAAAAAGAUGACCUGAACUCUCCAAAUGGACAGCCAAAUCCUCCAAACUGUGUUGAUGACCUAGGCUUACUGCUUUCCCCUGUAACGACAGCAUGGUUCCGGUCUCAAAGCUUUCAGAGCGUUUGCAACCCUUCAGAAGAAAACGCUGAAUCUGAUGACAACGUCGAUAAAGAAAAGAGUCAAAUAGCCAAGCAAUACGGGCUGGACGCAUCCUUGUAUAACUGCUCUCAAUUGUCCAAGUCCAGUGAAGCUAUCAAUCGAGCAUGGAAGUCUAUGGGUGAUAUUCCAACGCACGAGCGGUUCAUCGAGUUAGCAUAUGGAACAGUGUGCUUCACAGCCCAGUUUAGAGACAAGAAAUUUGUCAUUCAUAUCAUUAAAUUAGUGGGUCUAGCGCCGAAAGGAAAAGCUCUCCUGGAGUAUCCAACUGUUAUUAAAUUAACAAUUCUUCCUCUAGAAAAACAGGCAAAGCAGAGUAAAACACUUCCUGCAAGCUCUAAUCCUGAAGUGAACCAAGAUUUCAGCUUUCACGCCCGGGACAUCAGCAACAAAAUUUUGAGGAUAUCAGUGUUCGAUGUGGAGAGGCAAGGAAAGUACAGUGCAGUAGGCCAUGCUUUAUUCUACUUAGAGGAUGUCAAGUCUGUGAAGAAAAUUCAAUCCUACGAGAUGAAACUUUUUCGACAAUCUCUUCCGAACGUCAUUCCUGGAUGUCUAUUUGUAAGCUUGGAGUACAGCAGCAGCUCCAAAUCAUUGAACGUCUUCGUAGAGCAAGCAAGCAAACUGGAAGCAACUUUGGCCGCUGGGAAGUGCCGUCUGUAUGUCAAACUGUUAUUUUUGCAAGGAAACAAGAGAAUGAAGGAGUUGGAGUCACCUCCUGUACUGAUGCAAAACUUGGAAGCCAAACUAAAUUAUACGGACUCGAUUAAAAUUGAUGAAAAUCACAUCAAAGAUAGCUCUUUAGUAAUCGCUCUCAAGUACAAAGGAAUGUUCCACGACAAAAAUGUUGGGAGAGUUAUUUUUGGCCCUUACUUUUACUCAGAAUUCGGCCACAAGUUGACGCCUUGGGGCAGGCUUUUUCUUAAAAAUGAACAAAUUAAAUAUUCUUUUCGUAUGUAUCUAUAAUAAAGUUAUUUAUCAAAUAUAUAUUUUAAAUUUUUUAAAAA
Bemisia tabaci is the source of this 2289-nucleotide messenger RNA. RefSeq names its product synaptotagmin-15. The record is from RefSeq and is a predicted model, not a curated record. Gene Ontology annotation, biological process: calcium-ion regulated exocytosis. Gene Ontology annotation, cellular component: exocytic vesicle; plasma membrane. Gene Ontology annotation, molecular function: calcium-dependent phospholipid binding; phosphatidylserine binding; calcium ion binding. Lineage: Eukaryota; Metazoa; Arthropoda; Insecta; Hemiptera; Aleyrodidae.